Molecule: messenger RNA, 2002 nt
Organism: Doryrhamphus excisus (bluestripe pipefish)
Lineage: Eukaryota; Metazoa; Chordata; Actinopteri; Syngnathiformes; Syngnathidae
Gene: cndp2
Product: carnosine dipeptidase 2
Biological process (GO): proteolysis
Cellular component (GO): cytosol
Molecular function (GO): metallodipeptidase activity
Source: RefSeq, a predicted model, not a curated record
GUCUCGAGCGCCUACCCAUAAUCCCUUGCGCUGUUAACGCGCAGGCACAAUCGGAAGUCGGUUUUGGUUUUUCACUUUUUAUUUUUUUUUACCACCAAAUCCGAGGCAAAAGUGGCACUUAAAAAUAAAACGGCGCUCGUACAAAAACCGAAACCGCCUUUCAGCUCCUUCCAAGAUGGCUCAUCUGUCUGCUCUUUUCAAGUACGUGGAUGACCACCAGGAGGUCUACGUGCAGCGCCUGGCAGAUUGGGUCGGCGUCCAGAGCGUGUCUGCUUUGCCGGAGAACCGUGACAUGGUGAAGAAGAUGAUGGACAUAGCGGCCAAGGAUAUUGAGCGACUGGGGGGCACGGUGGAGAUGGUGGACAUCGGCAAGCAGAAGCUUCCCGAUGGGGCGGAGAUCCCCCUGCCACCUAUCAUCCUGGGACGCUUGGGCUCGGACCCGGGUAAGAAGACGGUGUGCAUCUACGGUCACCUCGACGUCCAGCCCGCCAACAUAGAAGACGGCUGGGACACGGAACCUUUCACUCUGGUGGAGAAAGAUGGAAAGCUGUACGGGAGGGGCUCCACUGAUGACAAGGGUCCAGUUCUGGCUUGGUUCAACUGCAUCGAGGCCUACCAGAAGAUCCAGCAGGAGCUGCCCAUCAACAUCAAAUUCUGCUUCGAGGGCAUGGAAGAGUCCGGGUCAGAAGGCCUUGACGAACUGGUCUUUUCCCGCAAAGACAGCUUCUUCAAGGACGUGGACUACUGCUGCAUCUCGGACAACUACUGGCUGGGCAAGACCAAGCCCUGCAUCACCUACGGGCUGAGAGGAAUCUGCUACUUUGUCAUCGAGGUGGACGGCUGCGACAAGGACCUGCACUCCGGCGUGUUUGGGGGCUCGGUCCACGAGGCCAUGACGGAUCUCAUUACACUUAUGGGGUCCUUGGUGGACAAGAGAGGCAGGAUCCAAGUUCCCGGCAUGUACGACGACGUGGCUCCACUGACGGACGAAGAGAAGCAACUUUACGACAAGAUCGAGUUUGAUUUGGACGAGUACUCCAAGGAUGUCGGCGUGGAACAGCUGCUGCACAGCAGCAAGGAGCAAAUCCUCAUGCACCGCUGGCGGUAUCCCUCUCUUUCCCUGCACGGCAUCGAGGGGGCUUUCUCUGGCACGGGCGCCAAGACGGUUAUCCCCAGAAAAGUCCGUGGCAAAUUCUCCAUCCGCCUGGUCCCAGACAUGGACCCCAAAGAUGUGGAGAAGAAGGUGCUCGGCUACCUGCAGGGGAAGUUUGCCCAACUGGAGAGCCCCAACAAGCUGAAUGUUUCCAUGAUCCACGGGGCGAAAGCCUGGGUCUCUGACUUCAAUCAUCCCCACUACAUGGCAGGUCGCAGGGCCAUGAAGACGGUCUUUGGCGUGGAACCGGACCUGACGCGCGAGGGCGGAAGCAUCCCCGUCACGCUGACCUUCCAGGAGGCCACAGGACGCAAUGUCAUGCUCCUUCCCGUCGGGUCCUCCGACGACGGCGCUCACUCCCAGAACGAGAAGAUCAACAGAUCCAACUACAUUCAAGGAAUCAAGAUGCUGGGUGCUUACUUCCACGAAGUGUCUCAGCUGCAAGACUGAACACACAAUGUGCUCCAUGCAUUUCUGACACAUUUACUCCUGAUAAUAAAAUUCUUGGUUAGUUUUUUCAUACACUGGUUGAAUAUUUUGCAGCCAUGUUUGUCACAUUCUGGUACUGUGUAUACUGUCAUACUUAUGUUGUGUCUCCUUCUUUCUCUUUGGGCUUUUCCCUUCAGGGGUCAUCCAAUCAAUCCCCUCCAUCCAACCCUGUCUUCUGUCCCUCUCACACCAACUACCCUCAUGUCCUCCUUCACUACAUCCAUAAACCUCUUUGGUCUUCCUCUACACCUCCUACCUGGCAACAGCUUUCUACCAAUAGAUUCACUAUCUGUACUCUGGACAUGCCUCUGAGUGUGUAAUAACAGAAUAAUUACACCAGUAAAAUCUAUUUCAUUAAAU